CACGCUUCCUGUGACAGCUCGACGCCGCAUGAUGGUGUGGAAGUUGCGUGUGGUGCGCUGCGUCUCCAUGUUGGCCGCGCGGCUCCUGAAGCAGGACCGGACCUUCAGGCUGGCGGGACCUUCUCUCCGACACUACAGCGCCAAGACGGCGCCUCACAUCCCGGGCAUGGAGUACCAGGAUGCCAUUUGCACUCUGAACACCCUACAGACCAAUGCCAGUGCCCUGGAGCAGGUACGACGAGAGCGGAGCAACCCUCAGCUGCAGCUCCAGGCCAUGAGAGGCUUCUUGGAGCGAGCCGGUCUCACGGUGGAGAAGCUGGACCAUCUUAAUAUUAUUCAUGUGACAGGAACAAAGGGCAAGGGGUCAACAUGUGCAUUCACGGAGCAGAUUUUGAGAAGUUAUGGGUUCCGCACAGGAUUUUACAGUUCCCCACACUUGGUAGAAGUCAGGGAGAGGAUUCGAAUCAAUGGGCGGCCCAUUGGAAAAGAGCUCUUCACUAAAUACUUCUGGCAGAUUUAUGGACAAUUGGAUGAAACGAAGGAUGCCCACGGAGGAUUGAUGCCGGCAUACUUCCGUUUCCUCACCAUCUUGGCUUUCCAUGUGUUUCUUCAGGAGAAGGUGGAUGUGGCUGUAAUUGAAGUUGGAAUUGGUGGAGCAUAUGACUGCACCAAUAUUAUAAGGAGGCCGUGGGUGUGUGGCAUCUCUUCUUUGGGUAUAGACCACACACAGAUUCUUGGAGACACCAUUGAAAAAAUUGCCUGGCAAAAAGGAGGCAUCUUCAAGCUGGGGGUUCCUGCCUUCACAGCCAAACAACCGGAGAAUGCAAUGGCUGUGCUCAAGGACCGGGCCACGGAUAUCAGAUGUCCUCUGUGGGUGUGUCCAGAGCUGGAGGACUAUCAGACAGACUGUGGACCUUUGCGUCUUGGCCUGGCAGGGUUGCAUCAGCGCUCCAAUGCCUCCCUGGCCCUCCAGUUGAGUCACACUUGGCUACACAAAAGAUGUCUAUCAGAUAAUAGCUUUCCUGCCACCAUUGCUGAGAACACAGGUGUACUUCAGGCAACUUCCUUUAAGCCCAGCCCCAUCAUGGUGAAAGGACUGGCAGAUACUGAGUGGCCAGGGAGGAAUCAGACUCUGAAACAUGGAGUAGUCACCUACUUCUUGGAUGGAGCUCACACCAUGCGCAGUAUGCAGGCCUGUGUGCAAUGGUUCAGAGAUGUUGCAGCCCAGCAUGAGAGGAAGGCAAGUGGACCUGUAUCCAGAGUUUUACUCUUCAAUGCCACAGGAGAGAGAGACUCAGCAGCCAUGCUUAAACUCCUGGUGCCAUGUCAUUUUGACUUUGCUGUGUUCUGCCCAAACAUCACUGAAGCCAUCCCUUCUUGUAAUGCAGACCAGCAGAACUUUAACGUCUCGGUGGAGAACAUGUUGACUCGCUGCCUGGACAAUGAGAGGAGUUGGCGUCUUCACCAUCGUAGUUUAGAUGAUAAAAGAUCGCAGCUGUUCAUCGAGAAAGCCCUUCCCCUGGUCCCUGAGAAGAAAGACGACACCCUGGUCUUCCCCUGCAUCCUCAGUGCCCUUCAGUGGAUUACCCAGGGCAGGGAUUCAGUGCUGACAGACACAGCCAAGAGGGUCUUAACUGUUAGACCCAGCAUCAUGGCCAAAGCGCCUCCACUCUGCGACGUAGCCGAGAUCCACAUCCUCAUCACCGGAAGCCUCCACCUAGUGGGGGGAGCACUCAGACACCUGGAUCCAGCUUCCUCCAACUAAUUGGGAUCAUGUGAUCUGAGUGAAUGCAGAUGGUUGAAAUAUGAAUUAGUCCUUUACCUCUACAACCUUUGCGGAAGAAAGAUCAUAUCUGUCUGUAUAGAUGAGCUGUUUGUACCGCAGGUGUUUACCUGAAUACAAAAAGCUGCAAACAAUUGUCUGCUAAGAGUCAGUUAGUGUGGACAAAGGCAGCUCCAGGCUUUAAAACAGCCCCAGCUUCACAUUGAGCCUUACAAGUGACUGCAACAACAUGUGGUCUUUUUAGUCUUACAUUAAGCCAAAUUUGUUUACAGGAAGUGCAGAGGAUACAGUCAUCUAACGUGUGUGUGUGUGUGUGUGUGUG
Molecule: messenger RNA, 2105 nt
Organism: Limanda limanda (common dab)
Lineage: Eukaryota; Metazoa; Chordata; Actinopteri; Pleuronectiformes; Pleuronectidae
Gene: fpgs
Product: folylpolyglutamate synthase
Exons: 15
Coding region: 29-1765 (578 amino acids)
Biological process (GO): tetrahydrofolylpolyglutamate biosynthetic process
Cellular component (GO): mitochondrion; cytosol; cytoplasm
Molecular function (GO): tetrahydrofolylpolyglutamate synthase activity; ATP binding
Source: RefSeq, a predicted model, not a curated record